AUUUAGAUACAGAUAGAUUCUUGAGAAAUGAAAUUUUAAUGUUUUUAUUAGGUUAAUGCGAAUAUGGCAAAUUUAAUGUCUUAAAAACCACCAAUAUGGCGCAAGGAAAAUUAAAAACAAAGGCAAAAGUACCUCAAAACGUAAAAACAAAAAAAUCUAAGGGGAAUGCUGUUACAAAGAGAUCUAACUGUCCAAUUAAACCUAAAAAAAAGCAACACGAUGAAACUCAAAAGUUAAAACAGAUUGUAAGUAAAGCUGUUAAUAAAACCGUAGAACAAGAGAUUCGAACUAGAGCUAUGGGUAACCAAAAAAAAUUAUCGAAGGUUCAAGAAGCUGUGGCAAAGCAUCAGUCGAAACCUAAACCUUAAAAUGAAUACCAAUAUUUAUUAUUUAAUUGGAGACAUAUACUUGUAAAUAAAAAUUAUAAAUUGUGAUACUGACAAGAA
This is a messenger RNA of Anoplophora glabripennis (Asian longhorned beetle), 446 nucleotides long. RefSeq lists its product as uncharacterized. NCBI's taxonomy places the organism in Eukaryota, Metazoa, Arthropoda, Insecta, Coleoptera, Cerambycidae. The transcript has 2 exons. The record is from RefSeq and is a predicted model, not a curated record. The coding region runs from base 96 to 368 and encodes 90 amino acids.